AUGGGUUCAUUGGUUAGUCGAAACGUUCCAGCAAACAUGAGCGGUACCGUAGCGGAAUUUGUAAAAAGUGCUAUCGUGAAGGAUAAGGUGGUAAUCUUUUCCAAGACCUACUGCCCGUACUGUACCAUGGCAAAGGAGCCCUUCAAGAAGCUGAACCAAGAAUACGCUUGUUACGAGCUGGACAAACGAAACGAUGGCGAUGAGAUGCAAUCUGUGCUGGGCGAGCUGACCGGUGGAAGGACGGUUCCAAGAGUGUUUAUCGAUGGCAACUUCGUCGGCGGCGGGACAGACAUCAAGAAGAUGUACGACGAUGGUCGGUUACAAAAAAUGUUGGCCUAA
Molecule: messenger RNA, 339 nt
Organism: Anopheles marshallii
Lineage: Eukaryota; Metazoa; Arthropoda; Insecta; Diptera; Culicidae
Exons: 3
Coding region: 1-339 (112 amino acids)
Biological process (GO): cellular response to oxidative stress
Cellular component (GO): cytoplasm
Molecular function (GO): glutathione disulfide oxidoreductase activity
Source: RefSeq, a predicted model, not a curated record